Molecule: messenger RNA, 718 nt
Organism: Coniophora puteana RWD-64-598 SS2
Lineage: Eukaryota; Fungi; Basidiomycota; Agaricomycetes; Boletales; Coniophoraceae
Exons: 2
Coding region: 1-672 (223 amino acids)
Source: RefSeq, a predicted model, not a curated record
AUGUCAAACACAUACGCAACCGAGAAGGAGCUUCCGCCGUUGCCGUUCGAAGUCGAAGAUGUGGCCGGCCUUCCAAGCGACUUCGAAGCUGCACUAGACCGCUGUUUCUUGAUGUCCCGUCAGACCGUACUCGACAAACAUCAGGCCACCGUGACCUGGUCUACCUCUGUCACGACUUCUUCGGAUCGACAUGCUAACGCCGCCCACAGAAAACCAUCCUCAAAUGCGAUGAGCGACAAUACAGCGCCGACGCAACCGCCUCGCUCAAUCAAGGUUAAGCGGUCGUUCAACCUCCUCAGUCGAGGAAGUCUGGCUUCGAAGUCGACACCGGAUCUGAAAGUUGCUGUCAAAGGAUCGUCGGAUAUCAUGCCACCACUUCCUGCUAUCCCAAGGUUGCCGAAACCGAUGCCGAAGGUUCCGAAGGAACAAUCGACUCUCACCCCACUCCUAGGAACGGCGCGCGAGCCACGGGAACGGCCCGAUCAUAAGCGGGCAGCGGAAGCCACCGAGUUUACAGCUCGACCGACUCCUGGGGCGCAAUGGAGGGCGAUGCGAAAUUGGCUCUGGCCAGACUCUUCGACGACGACGCCCUUGGGAAUUUCAGUUCUGGCGACUCCACCUCCACCAACUCCUCCAAAGACUCUUACCUCUGUGAUAAGGUGGCUAGUGUGACAUCCAUGCAAGUCUGCGCCCUACCGACCCUUGCAUCGUGAACGAU